ACCCCCCUCGUAUAAAGAUAAAGCCCUUUGUCCUUUGUCGAUCGCCGCCAAGUCUUGAGCAUUGCCCUACGCUCCUCCAUCGCCUUCUCUUCUCUCAGAUCUCUCGAUCGCUUCGAAAAUGGCUGCAGACAUCGCCUGCGCCUACGCCGCCGUCAUCCUCCACGACGACAACAUCCCCAUCACGGCCGACAAGAUCUCCGCUUUAGUGGAGGCGGCGAACGUUAGCGUCGAUCCCUACUGGCCUCCACUUUUUGCUAAGCUCUUCGAGAAGCGCAGCGUCGAUGAUCUCAUUGCCAGCGUCGGAUCCGGCGGAGGAGGUGCUCCGGUUGCUGCUGCUGCGGCUCCUGCUGGUGGCUCGGCUGGUGGUGCUGCACCUGUUGCUGCCCCCGUGGAGGAGAAAAAGGAAGAACCUAAAGAAGAGAGCGAUGAUGAUAUGGGAUUCAGUUUGUUUGAUUAGGCCUACAUUCUUCCAGUCAGAGAUUAGGUAUUUUAUCAUUGUCUUCAAAGUUUUUCCCUUUUCUAAUUUCUAGUCAUUAUGUGAUGUUACUUUGAGUUCCUAUCUGGUGGAGGCAUCAAAUGCUUCUGUGAUUUUGUCAGAAUGGUUAAAUUUGGUUGAAUGUGUUAACAAUGAAUGUGUUUGUUACUUUGAUAAGAACUAUGCCUGCCUUAGUUCA
This is a messenger RNA of Dioscorea cayenensis subsp. rotundata (Guinea yam), 674 nucleotides long. RefSeq names its product 60S acidic ribosomal protein P1-like. The record is from RefSeq and is a predicted model, not a curated record. The transcript has 5 exons. The coding region runs from base 119 to 457 and encodes 112 amino acids. Lineage: Eukaryota; Viridiplantae; Streptophyta; Magnoliopsida; Dioscoreales; Dioscoreaceae. Gene Ontology annotation, cellular component: cytosolic large ribosomal subunit; ribosome. Gene Ontology annotation, biological process: translational elongation; cytoplasmic translation. Gene Ontology annotation, molecular function: structural constituent of ribosome; ribonucleoprotein complex binding; protein kinase activator activity.